Molecule: messenger RNA, 685 nt
Organism: Phalaenopsis equestris
Lineage: Eukaryota; Viridiplantae; Streptophyta; Magnoliopsida; Asparagales; Orchidaceae
Product: thioredoxin H2-2
Exons: 3
Coding region: 143-535 (130 amino acids)
Source: RefSeq, a predicted model, not a curated record
UCAAAAUUAAUAGAUCAAUAAUUCUUUUUCAAAAUUCUCACAAAAUCAUCGUCCUCCUCCAACAAAUCACCAACAACAGAGAGCCAAUAAGUUCUCACUGGCUCCAUAGCCGAUCAAAGGAGGAAAGGAAGAAACAUCAAAGAUGGGAUCUUUCUUCUCCACCUUGCUGAAUCCCGCGGCCGCCGCUGCAGCCGAGGAAGAAGGUUCCGCCGUCGUUGCCGUCCACUCCAAAGAAUCCUGGAACGAACACUGGACAGCCCAUAAAAACUCCAACAAACUCCUGGUGAUCGAUUUCUCUGCGACUUGGUGCGGGCCGUGCCGAUUCAUCGAGCCGAACUUCAAGGCCCUGGCUUCCCGAUUCAACGAAGCUUCAUUCGUCAAAAUUGAUGUCGACGAGCUAUCAGAGGUGUCCCAGCAAUGGAGGGUUCAGGCGAUGCCUACCUUUGUGCUUGUGAAAGGUGGAAAGGAGGUGGCGAGAGUUGUCGGUGCGAAGAAGGAGGAACUCCAGAGCAAGGUUGAACAAUUCAUAGCCUGACCUGAUGGCGACUUCUCGAAAAUAUCUUACUAUGUAAUUGCUAUAAUUGUAAGUUUUUAAGGCAAUUAAUGGUUUCAAUCUACCUGCCUUUAACUUGUAAUGGUGUGGAUGUUUUGUAUCCUGUUUUCUGAAUUUGAUUUUUCUGCAUCA